Messenger RNA from Zerene cesonia (dogface butterfly), 4043 nucleotides. It is a transcript of the gene Rev1, whose product is annotated as DNA repair protein REV1. Gene Ontology annotation, cellular component: nucleus. Gene Ontology annotation, molecular function: DNA-directed DNA polymerase activity; deoxycytidyl transferase activity; damaged DNA binding. Bases 575 to 3250 code for a protein of 891 amino acids. NCBI's taxonomy places the organism in Eukaryota, Metazoa, Arthropoda, Insecta, Lepidoptera, Pieridae. The transcript has 2 exons. Gene Ontology annotation, biological process: error-prone translesion synthesis; error-free translesion synthesis. The record is from RefSeq and is a predicted model, not a curated record.
CAUUUUUCGCUGUUUCAUAAUGCCAAGAGAAGGUUUGUUUACGAAUCGAGUUGAUUCAGAAAAACAAGAGUCAACAGCCAACACUGCUUGACAUUUAUGCACGUUAGAUGUUCGGUUUUCCGUUUUGCUGAGGCUAAGCACAGAGUUCUUUUAUAUGACUUUUUAUCAGACUAACAGAGUAAUUUUAAUAUAUACAGAAAUCUAACUGGAGGAGACGAGUUCAAUAUUGGAUAAAAUUUACCCAUUACAGUUCACACUUCAUUUACAGAUGAUUUAUAAUUUUUUGAAGACAAGCUUUUCGCCUGCGUAUUCAAAGGAAAAUUCGGAUAGUUCUUAUUCCCAUGGCACAAAACCUAUCCAUACUCAAGUCUCAAGCUUUCUUAAUACCCAAUUCCACCCAAAUAGGUUCAGUGGUUUAGGCGCGAAUAAGCGACAAACAGAUACUCUCGCAUUUACUAGAGGUAUAGUGUCUGAGGGAUUAUUUGUUUGUUAGAGCUAGAACCUUGAUUUGAUCAAAUAUUAAAAUUAUGUAAAAAAAUUCUACAAGGCAUAUCUGUUUAGGCUAAGAUUUAUAAUGAGGCGACGUGAUGAAAAAUUUCCUGAUAAUGGAUUUGAAGGAUGGGGUGGAUAUAUGCAAGCUAAAAUAUCUAAACUGGAAGAUCAGUUCACUUCAAAAGCUUGCAAUGAAAAUAAAGUUUCGGAUAUAUUUUCCGGUGUAAGUAUUUUUGUAAAUGGUUUCACAAUUCCUUCUGCUGAUGAAUUAAAAGAAUUGAUGGCGAAACAUGGUGGUAUAUAUCAUACAUACCAAAGAAGUGAAGAUUUUGUUAUUGCUUCAAAUUUACCUGAUACUAAAGUCAAGAAAAUUUCUUUGGCUAAUGUUGUUAAGCCUGAAUGGAUAACAGAUAGCAUAUCCGCAAAUAGGCUUUUAGACUACAAAGAUUAUUUACUCUAUGGCAGUAAAAGAACCCAACCGCAACUAAAUUUUAAUAAAUUAUCAAAUAGGAAAAGCCAUGAGCCAAAAAUUGUAUCUAGAGAUGAAAUUGAAGAUGACUUUAUUAAAAAAGAUUUAUCUCCACAAAAAGUUAUACCAAGCUCACAUAAAAUUGAAGAGACUAUGUCAACAAGUUCAAUUUAUUCUAAACUAGAUCUCAAAACUUUAAAAAAUGGACCUAAAACUGCAAUAGAUCCCAAUUUUAUAUCUGAAUUCUAUAACAAUUCAAGGCUUCAUCAUAUUUCCCAACUUGGUGCUUGUUUCAAACAAUAUAUAAAUGAUCUUAGAGAAAGCAGUGAUUUCAAAUUUCCAGCAUGCAUUGGUAUUAAGGAAAAGAUUAAAUUGUUUAACCAGGGUAGUACUUUCACAAUGAAUUUUGAAUAUAAUAAAGUAAUUAUGCACAUUGACAUGGAUUGCUUUUUUGUUUCUGUUGGUUUAAGAAAACACCCUGAACUUAGAGGCCAACCUGUUGCUGUUACUCACUCUAAAGGUGGUCAGAGUCAAAUGAAGAGAUCAGGAGUAGAUAGAGCAGCUGAAUUUAACCUUUAUAAACAAAGACAAGCUAAUAAGUUAUCAAAAGCUACUGGUAUUUACCUGGAUGGUUUUGAAUUGGAAACUAGAGUUGAUAACAUAGGUGAUGAAAAUGAUAAGUUUGGAUCUAUGAGUGAAAUAGCCUCCUGUUCUUAUGAAGCUAGAAAUAAGGGUAUAAAAAAUGGCAUGUUCAUGGGUGCUGCAUUAAGAUUAUGUCCGGAAUUGCAAACUAUUCCUUAUGAUUUUGAGGGUUAUAAAGAAGUAGCCUAUACAUUAUAUAACACAAUUGCACAGUAUACUUUAGACAUAGAAGCUGUUUCAUGUGAUGAAAUGUAUGUUGACUGUACAAAUUUAUUAAAAGAAUUAGAUGUGAGUGUUGAAGAUUUUGCAACAAUAUUACGGGAAGAAAUAAAAGAUAAGACAGGUUGCCCAUGUUCUACAGGCUUUGGAGGAAAUCGCUUGCAAGCAAGAUUGGCUACCAAACAGGCAAAACCAAAUGGGCAAUUCUUUUUAACUGCAAAUCUAAUUGAAGAUUUUAUGUUUGAUAUCAAGCUUAAAGAUUUGCCUGGGGUUGGAAGGCAAAUAUCUCAGAAAUUAGAAGCUCUUGGACACCAAACAUGUGGUUCACUGCAGGCACUAACUUUAUCUAGCUUGCAGGGACACUUAGGAAAUAAAACAGGGUCUCAAUUAUUUGAUCAAUGUCGUGGGCGCGACCGAAACCCCCUGUCAUACCACACAGUCCGGAAAUCGGUGUCUGCCGAAGUUAACUAUGGGAUAAGGUUUGAGAACAACGAGCAAUGCUAUGAAUUUCUUAGACAACUUGCCGUAGAAGUUGAAUCACGAAUGCAACAGUUCAAAGUUUUGGGAAAAUGUGUUACUCUUAAACUCAUGGUAAGAGCUGCAGAUGCUCCUGUGGAAACUGCAAAAUUUCUAGGUCAUGGCUUCUGUGAUGUCAUCAAUAAGUCAAGUUCUUUAGCUGUAGCAACAAAUGACUCUGAACUUAUUAAUAAAGAAGCAGUACUUCUAUGUAAAAAAUUAAAUAUAGAUCCAAAAGAAAUGAGGGGAGUAGGUAUACAAGUAACUAAAUUAGAAUCAUUGAAUAAUAAUCAACUUAAAACCAAAGGUGCAAUUAGCAAAUUUUUGGUGAGUGGUAUAGAGAAAGAUAUUAAAAAGGAGGAGUCUAAAAAUAUUUCUACUUCCAAGCAAAGUAUAAAGAAAGAACCAGUUACUCCUAAAAAGGUUAAUCCAUCACCCAAAAAGAAAUCACCGAUACUGGGAUCUAAGAGACGGGGAAGACCACCAAAAUCCACAAAAAUAGAACAAUCUACUUCAAGAAAUCUUUUAGAAAGAUUCGUCCAUGUACCAAAAGUAAAUGAGGAUUUAAAAGAAGUAAAAGACAAACCAAUUCUUAAAGAGGAACAAGUCAAAAAUGAAGAAAGAACAGGUUUACUGGGUCUUCCUUGGCAGCAGGUGAGGGAAUUACUGAGAGCGUGGUUUGAUAGUGGUCAGACACCACAAUCCUGUGAUAUUCAUAUGAUAGCGGCGUAUAUGCGUGAAAUGGUUAAAAACAAAAAUAUCGACAAACUUUAUAUAUUAGUAAAUUUUUUUAAAAGAAGGACAUUUGAAAUGAAGAAUGAGAUUUGGAAUGAAGUUUUUAAUCAUGUUUUAGACCAAGUUCAAAGUUCUAUGAUGACUGUAUAUGGUAAGAAACUAUGGGUAGAAGGUUAAGAUAAACUGUGAUAAUAAGGGAUAUAAAUUAAAAUAUUUUAAUGUGAUAUUAAAGAAAACAAUAAUAGUUCAUUCAUUCCAUUUAUUUUUCUAUCAUGACUACUAUUAAAACAUUUUAAAAUAAACAUAAGACUGUGUCACAUAAUACUGCCAUAACUAUAUUUUAACUUAUUUCAUGUGGCAGGUACAGACUAAAGCUAUUAAAUCAGAUACAAAAAAAUUAGGGCAAGUUAAAACGCACUAAAAAUAUGUAAAUCUUCAAGCAUCCGAAAUGGUAGGUUAGUUUGUAUAAUAUGUAUCAUCAUACACUUGUAUAUUUAAAUUUUAAAAUGGCAGUUAGUAUCACUGUUAAGCUUUUACAUGCUUUAUGGCGAGAAUACAUUAUAUGGUGUUUAUGAGCAGUGAGCUAUGCAAAUAAUAUUUUUUAUAGAAAAACAUUCCUAUCAGCCUGGUUAGCAAUUAAGAAACUAGGAAUACAAAUAAAUUUUAUUAUCUAUAAAUUUUUAAUAAAAACUAAAGAAGUGAGAACAAAAUAUACUUGACAGAGAAUAGAUGAAAGUACUAUCUUGUAUUCUCGCCAUUAUGUAUUUGUAAAUUAAUUGCUUUGAGUGUCUGGACAAUAAUCACACGUUGACACUAAUUUUAGUACUUCGUUUACUGCAUAAUUUUUCAUUUUAUCCAAUCAAAAUGUAAUUUAACUAUAAUAUCACAGAUUUUAUUGCAAAAAAUAAAAGUUGGAGCAUAUAAUCUGAUAUAAGUACAGAUGUAAAAUUGUGCAAUAACUAAAAAAAAA